Molecule: messenger RNA, 888 nt
Organism: Stereum hirsutum FP-91666 SS1
Lineage: Eukaryota; Fungi; Basidiomycota; Agaricomycetes; Russulales; Stereaceae
Exons: 3
Coding region: 1-888 (295 amino acids)
Source: RefSeq, a predicted model, not a curated record
AUGCUCAAAAUCACACGGGUAUUUGCUGAGAGGGUUCAGAAAGAUGCGACAGAUUUACACCUUAUCUAUCUUUGGUCGCCUAUUUCUCCGACUGCGACCGUCGGUGAUAUCAACUGGAUUCCUGGGCACAAUAUCAUCUACGUCCUCCCCAAGCAGACAGGAGGAAAGCCAGUCAUAUACCUCAUGUCACCAACGGAACUGGACGCGACAGUGAACCUCUCUCUUAUCCCAUGCUGGACGCUGUCCGCCAUAUAUCCUGUUGUUCCGGUGAAGACAGAAAUCCUGGGCGGCCAAAACAUCACUUGGGACGUAUAUAUCCACGGAGGCAGCAGUCUGACCGAUAAGAACACGGGCUUAGACGCAGCGUAUCUUUACUGGGAAGCAAAGACCGUUCCAGAUACGCCCCCUUCUCCUCCAUCAUCUCCCUUACCAGGACAACAUGCUUUUGUCGAGCGGUUUUGUCCAAACACCAGCGACCUUUACGACAACAACUCAGUUGUACUUCCGGUACCCCUCCUCAUGCCGUAUCUCGACAAAGUCCUGAAGACGCUUGGCCUUCAUACUGAGGCGCGAACCUCGUUUAUCACUUAUUGGCUGCCUUCGUUCCUCAAACACACCCAUGUUGCCCUUCGCUUCGUACCUCAGGCAGCAUACGAACGCGCUGCACCCCUCAACGUUUCUCCCGCCCCGGAUGUCGUUACCCGGGUCUUCAUGCUGUUCAAGGGUGUACCUUUAGAGAACUUGGAGCUGUGGCCUGAAGCUCAAGUCCGUGUGACGAACAACGUGGAUAUGUGGUGUGAAGUGGUUGGUGUUGAUGCCGAGAAGGCUUCGAAUGCGGGGUUAUUCAGGGUACUGGAAUGGGGUGGGAUGGAGGUGCUUCGAGGGUGA